Molecule: messenger RNA, 1740 nt
Organism: Closterium sp. Naga37s-1
Lineage: Eukaryota; Viridiplantae; Streptophyta; Zygnematophyceae; Desmidiales; Closteriaceae
Source: the annotation of a GenBank genome assembly
AUGGGCGGGGAUGGUUGCAUGGGCGGGGAUGAGUGCAUGGGCGGGGAUGGUUGCAUGGGCGGGGAUGGUUGCAUGGGCGGGGAUGGUUGCAUGGGCGGGGAUGGUUGCAUGGGCGGGGAUGAGUGCAUGGGCGGGGAUGGUUGCAUGGGCGGGGAUGGUUGCAUGGGCGGGGAUGGUUGCAUGGGCGGGGAUGAGUGCAUGGGCGGGGAUGGUUGCAUGGGCGGGGAUGGUUGCAUGGGCGGGGAUGGUUGCAUGGGCGGGGAUGGUUGCAUGGGCGGGGAUGAGUGCAUGGGCGGGGAUGGUUGCAUGGGCGGGGAUGAGUGCAUGGGCGGGGAUGAGUGCAUGGGCGGGGAUGAGUGCAUGGGCGGGGAUGGUUGCAUGGGCGGGGAUGGUUGCAUGGGCGGGGAUGGUUGCAUGGGCGGGGAUGAGUGCAUGGGCGGGGAUGGUUGCAUGGGCGGGGAUGGUUGCAUGGGCGGGGAUGAGUGCAUGGGCGGGGAUGGUUGCAUGGGCGGGGAUGGUUGCAUGGGCGGGGAUGGUUGCAUGGGCGGGGAUGAGUGCAUGGGCGGGGAUGGUUGCAUGGGCGGGGAUGGUUGCAUGGGCGGGGAUGGUUGCAUGGGCGGGGAUGGUUGCAUGGGCGGGGAUGAGUGCAUGGGCGGGGAUGGUUGCAUGGGCGGGGAUGGUUGCAUGGGCGGGGAUGGUUGCAUGGGCGGGGAUGAGUGCAUGGGCGGGGAUGGUUGCAUGGGCGGGGAUGGUUGCAUGGGCGGGGAUGGUUGCAUGGGCGGGGAUGGUUGCAUGGGCGGGGAUGAGUGCAUGGGCGGGGAUGUGCAUGGGCGGGGAUGGUUGCAUGGGCGGGAUGGUUGCAUGGGCGGGGAUGGUUGCAUGGGCGGGGAUGAGUGCAUGGGCGGGGAUGGUUGCAUGGGCGGGGAUGGUUGCAUGGGCGGGGAUGAGUGCAUGGGCGGGGAUGGUUGCAUGGGCGGGGAUGAGUGCAUGGGCGGGGAUGGUUGCAUGGGCGGGGAUGGUUGCAUGGGCGGGGAUGAGUGCAUGGGCGGGGAUGGUUGCAUGGGCGGGGAUGGUUGCAUGGGCGGGGAUGAGUGCAUGGGCGGGAUGGUUGCAUGGGCGGGGAUGGUUGCAUGGGCGGGGAUGGUUGCAUGGGCGGGGAUGAGUGCAUGGGCGGGGAUGGUUGCAUGGGCGGGGAUGGUUGCAUGGGCGGGGAUGGUUGCAUGGGGCGGGGAUGAGUGCAUGGGCGGGGAUGGUUGCAUGGGCGGGGAUGGUUGCAUGGGCGGGGAUGGUUGCAUGGGCGGGGAUGAGUGCAUGGGCGGGGAUGGUUGCAUGGGCGGGGAUGAGUGCAUGGGCGGGGAUGGUUGCAUGGGCGGGGAUGAGUGCAUGGGCGGGGAUGAGUGCAUGGGCGGGGAUGGUUGCAUGGGCGGGGAUGAGUGCAUGGGCGGGGAUGAGUGCAUGGGCGGGGAUGGUUGCAUGGGCGGGGAUGAGUGCAUGGGCGGGGAUGAGUGCAUGGGCGGGGAUGAGUGCAUGGGCGGGGAUGGUUGCAUGGGCGGGGAUGGUUGCAUGGGCGGGGAUGGUUGCAUGGGCGGGGAUGAGUGCAUGGGCGGGGAUGGUUGCAUGGGCGGGGAUGAGUGCAUGGGCGGGGAUGGUUGCAUGGGCGGGGAUGAGUGCAUGGGCGGGGAUGGUUGCAUGGGCGGGGAUGGUUGCAUGGGCGGGGAUGGUUGCAUGGGCGGGGGAUGA